Cladocopium goreaui is the source of this 3135-nucleotide messenger RNA. The record is from the annotation of a GenBank genome assembly. Lineage: Eukaryota; Dinophyceae; Suessiales; Symbiodiniaceae.
AGGAUUCUUCAAACGCGCAAUGUGAAGUACAAGUUGCUCAAGAAGCUUUUGGAGCAGGCAGGCAUCUUCGAUGAACUUCGAUUGCAGAAAUCUGCUGCACCAGAGACCAACGAAGAGAGAGCAGAGCGUCUUCAGAAGGACAUGGAGAAUGCACACGACAGGAAUCGUCGACUCAGCAAGCAGCUGGAAUUUUGGGACAAUCGAAUUGAGCAGAGGAAGAGCAAAUUGGAUACUGAGAAGAGCAAGUUGAGGAAAGAGUUUGGUCGCAACUGGGAACAGAAGCUCGGGCGUGCGCUCAUGGAACAAGAUCAACCAGAUGCCCAAGACGUUGAGAGCAUUCAGAGCCUCGAGCCAGAAGAAGAGAUGCCGGCGCCUGACUUUGAUCUUGACAUGAUGAGGCAGAAUGAAGAAAUGGAAGACUUCAUCAACAACAGGAAAGGCCACGUCAUCGCAAAAAAAUACUCCAGACAGAUUCGCUCAACGAUUUUCCGUCGUAGAGCUGAAGCCGAACAAGCUGAACAAACUGAAGCUUUACAAGACAGUCCACAGCGUAAACCUCUUGCAGCAUUUCCAGAAGUUGAAGAAGAGCGAGGGUCAACAAGCGCAGGUCUUCUUCAGCUGUCUCUGGAGGGAGAGAGCCUUUUGGCUCCGCAGCAGCACUUGAUUCGCGCUCACAGCAGGACCAGCUUGACCAGCGAUUCUGAAGACACCUCUGAAUCCGAAUCUUCAUUUGGGGAGGAGGAUGUGGACUUGGGACCUUUCAGGCAAUCCCACCGGAAAGGUAUCUUGGAGACUGGCGCAGAAGAUUACAUGAUGAGUCAGUUCGGCGAUCAGCCUGGAGAGUCCUUCCUUGAGGGCAUCAAUCGCCUACGUCCUUCAGCUCGACACUACACGCGCGGAACACGUCGCGAAGGGCCUGAGAAGAAGAAGAGGUCUAAACGACGCGUCUCCAUUCAAUCCUUCGUCGACCAGCUGUCUGAAGACAACACAGGCCCCAAUUCGCGACGACCAAGUACUGCCAUGGAGGUCGGCCAUGCAAGGCGCCUUUCUGUAGGCGGUGACGCAGGACUGGAGAUAUACAACUCACGGAUCAGCAGGGCGUCUAUUGAGUCACGCCCAUUUUCAGAAGGAGAUAGAGGUGAGAUCCACGACAUCGUUCGUGAAGCUAUGGAAGUGGAACGGAAAGAGGACAUAGAUGUGAACGAAUGGCUGCAGAAGGUACUGAAGCAAAAACGCAGAAGAAGUGAAAAAAACAAAGCUGGCAAAUUGAAAGGAAACGUGAUCGAUGGCAGCGACGUCCACAUUGAAACCGUUCGGCUUUUGCGCCGUGCAGCGCAGAUGGCCAAGAAAACCCAGGUGUCUCCAGGUGACCUAUCCACUGCCAAUCUGCUGCAAGCUCAUCACAUGGACGGCUUGUCAAUAUCAGGUCCAGGCAAUGCUCAACAUGUGCAGUUCACCUCCAAGGCGGAGGCAUUGCUGCGGCAACUUGUGGGCCAGGACGAGGAAACGUGGGAACAGACCUUGGCAAAGCGGGCAGCGACGGCAAGAGCACGCUACGCAGCAACAAAGGCGCAACUGCUCGCCCUGGACACAAUGGAGUCACCUGUUCGCUCUGCUUCCAAGAAGGAAGCAUUGAAACGCUACAGGGCACGCACAGCUUCCCCGGCGCGGUCUAUGUCAGAUUUGGCACGUUCGCCAAGUCAAAGUCGCAGCAAGAUUGGCAGGGACUUGAACGGUGACGCGAUGAACAGAGCUGCCACUGAAGCAGCUGCCGGAUCCAGGCUGGAUGCGCACAAAGAGAUCACGCGCUUGAAAGUCAUGUCCUUGCACCACAGCGCGGCAAGACGCCGGAUGAUGCAGGCGACACUGAGCAGCGACGAGGAAGACGAGGCCGGUGGCAAGUCCAUCCUGGAAUUGGCUGAAGCUUCCAGGAAGAUGCAGGACUUCAGAGGUCCCAGCGAAAGAGUCAUUUCCCAAGUGUUGAGCAAUGUGAGCAACAUGAUGUCAGGCCCUACGGCUUUCUUCGAAGAAGAAGCGCAAGAUGAAAAAGUGGCUGAAGUUGCUGCGAAGUGGUUGGGAGAACGCAGCGACACACAGCCAUCCCUUAUGGUAGACGCAAGUGAGGCACAAGCAACAGCAGCGCCAAUUUCCCACAGCGCAUUCCGUCCUUUUCGGAGCCGAAGCAAGGCUCCGAGAAAAAUUCGACCUCCUCGACGAACCUCAUCAGUCGCAGGAAACAGCACAUCCAGCAGUUCCGACUCCGAAGGUUUUCGCUCAUCAAGAUCAACAUCCAGGAGAGAAGGCUCAGCGCAUUCGCAGCGUGGUGAGAACGAUCACUUUCGAAAUGUGUCAUAUUUCAUCGACUUGAUGAAUGAGAACGACCACAGGAAACGCAGCAAGAAACAGAGCAAGCGACGUCGAAAGGCGCGCGAACGUCAGAAAAAGCAAGCAACUCGUGCUGAUUUCCGCUGGAACUCGCACAUGUGGAGGUUGAUGGAGUUACAACUAGACAAUCCAAGGCCCAUUGCGCACAAAGUUCGUGCUGCUCAUAGCAUUGCCACCCACACCGGGAGCGAUGAAGAUAAAGCUUCGCACAGCCCACGGUUCCUUCAAGCACGCACGCCGCAACGAAGAAGGGGCAGGACACCCAGAAAGCGGAUCGACGAGGGGCGGACUGACACUCAAUUGAGGCAAGUCGAACACCCAGGGGAAACGCACGCAAUGAUCGGGAAGGAGAAGCAGGCAGAUUCUGAUGCAGCCCUUGACUUGAGCCCGAAGAGCGUGCAGAUCAAGCUCGAGGAAGGUGGCUGGACGCGUUUGCCAGCUAUUUCCCGGCGGCUUUCGGAUGCGAGGCGUGCAUCUGCUUCAUCCGAGUCGACCAGCCUACAAUCUCCAUGGUGGGGAAGGAAUGGGCAGCGCCCACAACGAUUUGGUGCAAGCAGAGCUCGUGUGGACGUAUCGACGAGCGAGGCCGACAGGGACCGCCUGCGUGUGCAGCAGUGGGCUGAAGUUGGGGCCCUUGCAAUGGGCCUUCCGCAAAAGUGGUCAUACCAGGCCAGGGCAUGAACAUGCUGCAGAGCGCCCAAAAAGCAGCUAAUAGAAUGGGCGAGCGAUUGAUCAAUGCGGGCUGAAUAU